This is a messenger RNA of Hydractinia symbiolongicarpus, 678 nucleotides long. RefSeq lists its product as uncharacterized. The transcript is spliced from 3 exons. Bases 112 to 585 code for a protein of 157 amino acids. NCBI's taxonomy places the organism in Eukaryota, Metazoa, Cnidaria, Hydrozoa, Anthoathecata, Hydractiniidae. The record is from RefSeq and is a predicted model, not a curated record.
CGUUAGUAUUAACACUUCUUUUGCUGUGUUUUUUCAGGAGAUCCAAUUGCUACAUUAUUUUUACAUGAAAAAGAAAAAUCUCACCAAUACCAGACAAUACAACAACCAUUGAUGAGAUCACGAAACGAUUCCCCGUACGAUUAUGCGUAUUCAAAUAUGGCUGGUCUUCAAGACGAGAAUACUAAAGAAACCUGCAACCCUUACUACGAACACUCGAAAGAUGGCGGACUAAACAAAGAUGGCGGUAAAACCAAGCAUGUCGUUAUAGCCAAUGAUGACGGACAAUCGAUAAAAAGUAAAAAACAAGAUGUCACUAAUCCUUCCUAUGACACUCAUGAAAAUAAAUCCAGUGAAAUUGCAAGAAAUCCAAUAUACUCAUCGUCCUAUGCUGUUCCUAACAUCAAGAGCGAUGUAACAUCACACGAAUAUUUAUAUCCGACUUGUCAGAUUAACGUUAGUGAAAACCCAACGAUGUCGGAAUAUACGUAUGCCGUAUCCCACGACGUUUCGCAAAAUCCACUGUACGUGAAGAAUUGCCAUGAAAAAAAUCCAAUAUAUGUUCAUACUGACGAGGUCAAGGUGUAACAGCGUAACAUGAAUAUUGUUAUAUAUCAUGAUCACUAGAAUUCACACGAAUCUGUUUUAUAUGAGUAAGACAAGACCGAGGGUGUUCUCGUU